UGUUCGAGUUGCUGGGUAGAUCAAUCCAAAACAACGUCGUUCAAGUCAGACUCGAGCUUUAAACCAGCAGACGACCACUGACUCAUUUGGGAUCCGCUAAAUCUUCCUUUGCGUUGCAACAUAUAUUCCCUAUUGUUGGAAAUGGCAGCUGACUGCGAGGCCUGGUUGAAUUCCAACCCCGUCGAGGCUGGCAAUCUGAGUGACUCGUUUGUGUCUGAAGACGAAAGCAAUGGUGGAAUGCUUACAAACAACAAGAACACCACCAACGAGAUCAAUGGCAACUGGCUGUCCUCGUCUAGCAACAGCAUCCACGAGGCACGUCUCAAAGCAAAGGCCAAGCGGAGACUCAGGAAGAAUUCCUCUCGAGAUUCUGGUAGGGGAGACUCCCUCAGCGAUAAUGGGGAUCUGGUUAGGGGAACAGCGGUGGCCCCCACCAGCCCGAAAAGCAAGCUGAUGGACAGGAAGUCGAGACUGGGAAAGGGCAGAGGUCUGCCAAAGAAAGGUGGCGCUGGAGGCAAAGGAGUGUGGGGCCGAUCCGGUGAGGUUUAUGAACCAGAGCAAGUAGAUCAGAAAGACCCAAACUAUGAUGAAGCUCAGGAAAACUGUGUAUAUGAGACUGUGGUUCCUCCGCUGGAUGAGAGGGACUUUGAGAAGACAGUCACGCCCAUUGUGCAAGAGUACUUUGAACAUGGAGACACAAAUGAAGUAGCGGAGCUUCUGUCGGAGCUGAACCUGGGACCCAUGAGGAGCGAGGUGCCAUCGCUAGCUGUAUCGUUAGCCUUGGAGGCUAAGGCCAGCCAGCGGGAGCUGACGUCCAGACUGCUGGCUGAUCUCUGCGGGCCUGUCUUGUUCCGCAGUGACAUGGAAAAGUCCUUUGACAAACUCCUCAGAGAGCUCCCUGAGCUGGUGUUGGACACACCUGAAGCCCCUCAGCUGAUGGGCCUGUUUAUUGCACGUGCUGUGAGUGACCAAAUAUUGUCAAAGACCUACAUUGAAAGCUACAAAGGCAGAGUUGGCUGUGAAUACACAAGGGCAGCACUUGACCGGGCAACAGUACUGUUGAAAAUGAGUAAAGGGGGUCUUCGUGUAGACAACCAAUGGUCUUCAGGUGGAGGACGGAGACCUGUCACACAGCUCAUUAAAGAGAUGAACCUGCUACUGAAGGAAUACAUCCUGUCUGGAGACAGCAAGGAGGCUGAAAGAUGCUUGAGAGAUUUAGAGGUUCCUCAUUUCCACCAUGAGUUUGUCUAUGAGGCAAUAGUCAUGGUAUUGGAGUCUAAGGGAGAGAAAACAUUCAACAUGCUUCUGCAGCUUCUGAGGUCACUCUCUGUAUCAUCCAUCAUCACUGUGGACCAAAUGAAAAGGGGCUAUGAAAGAGUUUAUAUGGACGUAGCUGAAAUUAAUAUAGAUGUCCCUCGUGCGUACUUCAUCCUUGAGCAGUUUGUGGAAAAGAGCUUCAAUAUGGGUGUCAUAGGUGUCAAGUUACGAGAUCUUUGUCCCUGUAGGGGCCGCAAGAGAUUUGUCAGUGAGGGAGACGGGGGUGUCGUCAAGCUUGAAAGCUAAGGAGCUGAGGAGGAACUCGGUUUCCUAGAUAAAGCAACAGUACUUUUUUUUUUUUAAAAAAAACAUAUUUUCCAAAAUAUUUGGGUGCAUUUCUUAUAACAGUCAAGAGUUCUCAAAUUCAGGCAGGGCGACAAAACUGCACUUUUGCAACAGAUACUUGUUAGUUUCCUCCAGUGUUUCAAUAUAAUUACAUAAGCUAACCCUGAAAGUGCCACACCUCCGUGUCAGUCAUUCCAUGUUAUGUACAGUAUUCUGAUUUCACUGCCACACCUUUUGUGUGUUCCAGAAGGCAACUGUUUGUAUAGACAAGACUGGUUUGUGUCAAGACAAGAGCUUAUAAAAGGCUGUACAGAAA
This is a messenger RNA of Doryrhamphus excisus (bluestripe pipefish), 1918 nucleotides long. RefSeq names its product programmed cell death 4b (gene pdcd4b). The record is from RefSeq and is a predicted model, not a curated record. Lineage: Eukaryota; Metazoa; Chordata; Actinopteri; Syngnathiformes; Syngnathidae. Gene Ontology annotation, cellular component: cytosol; nucleus. Gene Ontology annotation, biological process: negative regulation of DNA-templated transcription.